AUGGGGUUGCUUGUCAAACUUGUGGGCUCGGGUCUAGGGCUUGGUUCUGAAGCGAUCCACGCCGCCCGUGAACAUUCGUCCUCGAGUCGAGCUGCUACCGCCGUACCUCCUGGCUCCUCUGCGCCAAAUGGCCCUGAGCAUGCUGAGCUUGUGGAUGACUCCACUGCCCACCGGCUGGUAGCGAAUGGACAGGCGGAGUAUGUGGUCGGCCAGAGUGGUCAAGCGCAGCAGAGCAAUCCACUAGAGGGCGCCCCAGCCCUGGACUAUUCCGAUCGCUUUGAUCAUGAUGAGGCUGCGUGGGAGCUUGACGAUAUGGUCGAGCACACCAGACCGCCCGUGUACGAAGAAGAGCCAAUGGCCGCAUCAGGUGCCGACUCAGAUGAUGCAAAGAUGAAAAUGAGGGAAGCGAUGGUCCGCAAGCUGGUCACCAUGGCGGGACCAGCCCCCCAGCCACAGCGGCGGCUUGCUUGUCCUGUUAUCAUUCCUCAGCGGCGGCCAAGAAAGAAGGAGCGCGGAUUUGUGCGUGCCUACGCGCCCAUCCUCGCGGACUGUGGUAUCAGCGAAGAGGUGUUUGUACAAUUCCUAGAGGAUUUGGAUAGGGCUAAUAAGGCUUCCCAAUGGAUCGAAGUUGUCUUCGUCGCCGCUGGCAUUCUCGGCCUUGUUCCGGAACCCACAACUCAGAUACUAAGCGCCGUAGUGCAGUUAAUCGCAGGAACGGCCCGUGAGCUACAGACGCGUCGUCGCGAGAACACAUUUCUCGACUGUGUUAACAAGGAUCUGCUCAUGCCACGCGGCCUAUAUGCCAUGAUCAUGACCUUCAAGGAUCAAACUCUGUUCUCGAAGGAGAAACUUGAUCUCAACCAGACAGUUGCGAAGUACAGCAACCCUGAUCCAAACAUUUCGCAAUUCAACAAGGCCUUGCAGAGUAUAAGACUUUCGAGUGGCAAGACUUGCGGGGAACUUGAGCUACCCGAGGCCGCAGAGCUGGUGUAUCCCGAUUUGGACCGGGUAGUCGCACAGGCUGUAGAGGGCAAAGGCUCCAGAGACCAACCCGCAUCGACAGGAGGAUUGAACAAGUUCAAGGGAGCUGGCAAAUGGGUCCAAGACUAUAUGGAUAGACGCGCGCAUGCUUUCUAUGAGGCAGAACAUCCAGGGACGACCCUGACCGUACCUUCUACACAUCGGGAACCCAUGAAAUCGCGGUUCAACGACCCUAAUCACCCAGCAAACAGUGGUUCAUUAACAGCGCUGCUGACUGGCGGC
Aspergillus ochraceoroseus IBT 24754 is the source of this 1263-nucleotide messenger RNA. RefSeq lists its product as uncharacterized. The annotation marks the transcript as partial. NCBI's taxonomy places the organism in Eukaryota, Fungi, Ascomycota, Eurotiomycetes, Eurotiales, Aspergillaceae. The record is from RefSeq and is a predicted model, not a curated record. The transcript has 4 exons.